AUGCCUGACCUCUUUGUGCUCUACCGCGACCCCGCGCACCCGCCACGCCUGCUCGUGGUGCAGUCGCGCCUCCGCCGUGGCGCCCUCCUCGACUCCAAGCUCUCUGAGGUGCUCAACCUCGCCAGUUCCCUCGAGGAGUCCCGCAACGUCUUCGAACAUGCCGAGUCCGCUGCCAAGGGCGUGCCGCCGCACCUCAUCGUCCAGAACCCCGCCUCCCGCGGGCGCAACCAUGCCAGAUCGCAUUUCAGUUGUUCCAGUUCCAUGUUUAUUACCCAGUUUCUUAAGAUCUGCAGAGAGGAACCAGACACCACUGUGGAGCCCCUUUUCUGUGGCCAACUUGAGCUUGCUCAUCCCAAGUGCAUUCUGCACCAACUGAGGCCUAUUAAGCGUGUUGCUUUUGAAGGGCCUGUAAUAGGAAGGCGUUUCUAUGGCUGCCCAGUCCAGGAAAAUGGUGUGAAUUAUGGUGUUGUAGAGUGGGUUGAUGGGCCUUGGCCAACUAUUCUUCAGAGAUGUUUGUGCAAGCUAUGGGAGAUGUUCCAUGAGCAGAACAUUGGAAGGGUACAGGACAAGGAGAAGUUUGAGAAGGAGUUGGCCAGGCUUAAGAGUGAACAUGAUAGGGAGUUGGCCAAGCUUAGGACUGAAAAUGACAAGCUUUGCAUUGAGUACACCAAGCUUGUUGAUGAUGUAUCCAAGAUGUUUGAUUGGCAGGAUGGUAGGGUGGACAAGCAGGUGUACCAGAAACAAGUGCAGGAGGAAGAACUUGAGAAGAAGAAGAAGGAGCUAGAGGAGAAAGCUAUGUUGGAGGUGCAGAUGGAAAAGCUCAAACUUGCAAAAGAGCAAAGGUGCAUUUUGCAGAGCCAAGCUGAUAUCAUCAAGAACACCAGGAAGGCUAUGAAGGAUGUUCAAGUUGACAGAGAUGUUCUUAAGAAGGAGAAGGACAAGCUUGAGCUUGUUGUUGCUGAGCUGCUGAAAGAUGGCUAUGGCAGCAAGGAGAAGUUAGAGCAAAUCAAGGCCAUCCUUGAGUCUUGAACUUGCUGUGAUAUGUUGGUGAAGUAAGUACAUCCAAAGGCCUUUAUAUAAGGAAGUGGCCUGGCAUGACUGCAAGUGAUUAUGGGUGUACAUUUUGGGGGAAUGUGAAGUUUAACCUAGUGUAAGAACCUUAUUUCCUAUGUUGUUAAGUUGUAAUGGAUCACCUAUGGUAUUAAGUGUUGUAAUGGA
Messenger RNA from Triticum dicoccoides, 1218 nucleotides. RefSeq lists its product as uncharacterized. The transcript has 4 exons. The coding region runs from base 1 to 1029 and encodes 342 amino acids. The record is from RefSeq and is a predicted model, not a curated record. Lineage: Eukaryota; Viridiplantae; Streptophyta; Magnoliopsida; Poales; Poaceae.